CACUCCUGUCUCCCCAGCGCGAGAGCAGCACGCUCGCGCACUCCCAUCGCUCCUUUUUUUUGUAAACAUGGCUGCGACAUUGGCCGCUGAAGCCGACCUCUCACAAACAUAAACUAUUCAUUCAGCAGCAGCAGCAGCGGGAGGAAGGAGUAGCAAGAUGAAGUACCGGAAUGGUGUUGCAUUGGCUCUUUUCUGAAAGAGGACAAGAAUAAGAAGAAGAAGAUGACCACCAACUGCGAAAUAUUGACUUUAACAGCGACUGAGCUGAAAGGCAAAAAGUUUUAGCGGUGCGAAGUUUGACAGCCACUUGGCUUGCUAGAGAGCUAACUUAGCCUAGCAAACUAUUCAAGCUAGCAUGACUUUAGACUAGAUAUUUAGUUACAUUUGGAGGUGAAUAACGAGACCUUUGGUUACAUUUCGAGUCAGUUGUGUUAAAAUAAUUUAAAGAGCAGAGCUCCUAGCUGAAGCAGCUCGCUAAUGAGCACAGGGCUGCUCAGGGACAUCACCACUGUGGAUUUUCUUUUUGCCAUUUUGUUUUGUUAUUUAAGUGAAUGAAUGAAUGAAUAAGGUUACUCCUUUCUCCUGGGAGGAUGGAUUUGAUGUAACACCGUUACAUCAUUAUCCCAAAGUAGGAACUUAGCAGGGACAUGCAAUGGUGCUGAUACAAUCCUUCAUAAUCAUCCAUUGCCAAAGUUUGUUUUGCUAAAAAUACAUCAGCUGCUCUGCUUUGGAUAUCAGCACCUGUGUGUGUGUGUUGGAAACAUGUUUUCUCCAAAACCUCCGAAGCCGACAUUUACAUCCUAUCUUUCCCCACUUCAGAGUGAUGUGAAGAAAUAUCUUCCAGUGUCUACCAAGAAACUGGAGGCCAGACUCUUACCAGGGGAGAUUGUGGUAAACGAGGCAAACUUUGUGCGGAAGUGCAUUGGGGCAGACAGCAGUCAAGAUGACCUGUGGGGAAAGCUCAUCUGCACCAACUUCAAGGUGUCCUUCGUUACUCAUGACUCCUUGCCCCAACAGAGGUUCCAGUGUGUCCACCGCCUCUUGGGAGAACACGAUGUCCCUCUGGCGUGUGUGGAGCAGGUCGUGACUGUGAAUGAUGCAAAGGGUAAGCAGAAGGUUCUGGGCUCCAAUAAGAAACUAAAGUUUAAUCCCACUGAGUUAAUCCUGUACUGCAAGGAUUUCCGGAUCGUCCGCUUCCGCUUCGAUGAGGCUGGACCCGAGAGUGCCAAGAAGGUUUGCCUUGCUAUUGCACACUACUCCCACCCAGCCGACAGUCAACUGCUGUUUGGGUUCGAGUACGUUGGUACAUGCUUCUACGGCUCCUCAGGUGAGAAGGUGAAUGGAGUGGACUUGGGGAAGCGUGUACAGAUGGCCAUGUUUGACUCCUCUUCUGACUGGGACAGAGAGAUCAAACGCACUGGUGCCUCAGAAUGGAGAGUGUGCGCCAUUAAUGAGGAGUAUUUGGUGUCCCCCAGUCUCCCGGAGUUCUUUGUGGUUCCAUCUUCCUUGGCAGAUCAGGACCUGAAGCAGUACGCCUGUUACUUUAAAGCUCAGCGUCUCCCGUUAUGGUGCUGGAAUCACCCCAAUGGGAGUGCCCUGGUUCGUAUGUCCAGCAUCACUGAGCCCCAGCAGCAGAGGAAGCUAGAUCAAAGGAUUUGCAGCGCAAUAAUCAAAAGCCACCCGAUGCGCAGCAACGUCCUAAAGACAGAUUUGGACAAGAGCCUGCCAAGCAUCCAGGAGAUCCAGACUGCAUUAGUGAAGCUGCGGCAGAUCUGUGUGAUUGAGCCGUUCGUGGAGUCUGAGGAGAAGUGGCUGUCGUCCAUGGAAAGUUCACGGUGGAUGGAAUACGUCAGAGCAUUUUUGAGGCAUGCAGUGGAGGUCAUCUACAUGCUGGACGGGAAACAAUCCUCUGUCAUUCUGCAAGAAGAAGAAGACCGGGAUUUGAGCUGCGUCAUUGCAUCUCUGGUGCAGCUGAUGUGUGACCCUCAUUGCCGGAGUCUGGCAGGUUUUCAGGGCCUGGUGCAGAAGGAGUGGGUGAUGGCUGGCCAUCGCUUCCUCGACCGCUGCAAUCAUUUGAAGAAGAACGACAAGGAGGAGUCUCCCCUGUUUUUGCUGUUCCUGAACUGUGUAUGGCAGUUAAUGGAGCAGUACCCAGCAGCCUUCGAGUUCACAGACAUGUACCUCACGGUGCUGAGCGACAGCAUGUGGGUCCCUGUGUUCAGCACUUUCCUUUUCAACUGCCCACGACAAAGGGCUGAACACAGCAGGGACUUUGCCCUGAGUAAGAGUAUAUCCCUGGGAAAGGACAAAGUUCUUCAGUUCCCCCCUGUGUGGGACUGGUCACAGCAAUUCAGCCAGAAAGAUCAGGCCCUCUUUAACAAUCCUCUGUACGUGGGCAAGAGCGCCCCCUGUGUGCACAACGGCACAGUGCGGACAUUCACACACAGACGUAGCAAGAAAAACUACAGUUCCACGCUGCGAGGUCUGCCUUCAGAUCUGAAGAAUGGCGGUCUGGCUGUCCUUGAUACCCUGCCACGGCGUAAUUCUCUGAUGCCGCGACUGCGUACGGACGUUGCACAGGCAAAUGAGAGGCAGGAGAGCCCUGCCGAACGCUUCCUGCAGGACUGGCUUUCUCGGCCAGCCGACCUGCAUGGUCUGCUGCUUCCGCAGCUCCUGCCUUCCCAUCUGCCCCUAUGGAAGCUCUACUUCCUGCGCUGGGUCCCUGAGGCCCGCAUUCCCAAUGGUGGCCCCAUCACCACCUUCCACAAGCUCUCUGUGCUGGUGGACGAGAUCGAAAUUCUACAGAACCAGCUGAGGCAGUACACAGGAGGGGCGACUCCUGCACUCAGUCCCAGCAGCACCCAGGAUGAACCCAGCAAAAUGUACUUUAGGGCAGGAUUGUCUCCAAGCGAGUCCCCUGCUCCACCUGAGUACCUCAGCUCCUCGUUCCCCUUCUCCCCCAUGGGCAAUCUGUGUCGCCGCGGCGUCCUGGGUACUCCUCUCAGCAAAUUCCUCAACGGAGCCAGAAUUUGGCUGUCCACAGAGACGCUGGCCAAUGAGAACCUCUGAAAACCUGAAGCCUGCUUAGAGACCUCCGAACAGCAACUGGAUUGGUGUUGUGUCAUCAUGCAUGACUGGAAGCCUCUAGAAUGUUCUCCCUUAUUCACACUGGUCCAUUUGGCUUCCCAGUUCUUUUUGAGAGCCAAAUGCCAAAAUCAGAAUGUUGGUGGUUAGUUGCGAUGGAGUAUAUUUGGCAGUGGACAAAGAAAAGUCAUGGCUUACAUUCAGUGAGGCUGUGAUGUUAAGAUAGAGAUUCUUUUAUUUCUGUGCUGGUUUGAUUUACUGAAGCACUUAGUCUGAGAUUUAGUCUGAUGUCCAGUAGGCAUGAGCCGAUAUCACAAUUCAUAUCACCAUAACUGCCCAAACGUUUAUGGUUUAAAAUAUUAUUGCAAUUUAUGUAAUUACUAAGAAAUUAUGCCUCAGUGGGAGAUGUUCCUUUGUUCUGUCUACUCUUGAACUCUCAUCUAAUGAAUAUUGCAGUAUGGUGUAUAAAUCGGUACAUGCCUAUUGUCCAGAAUUUAUUUGCCAGUCUUUGAGUGUGGUGGGUUUUUUUUCUUUUACAAAGCGUCAAUUUGAAUCCACACAUUCUUCUACAUAGUUUUACUCUUUCUAAACUGCCAGUACUGAUUAAUUUCAUGUGGUUUUUUUUUUUUUUUUUUGGGAGUUACAGCAUUAGGAUUAAUGAUGAAAAUAGGACUGUAAAUUAAGCCUGUGGUAGAAAAAUCUUUUAACACUUUUUAUUUUAGUAUGUAUAGUUAUAUAGAUUUUGUAAGAGGCCUUCUGGAAAGGUCUAACUGUAGGUAGCUUUUAUUAAAAUUGUGAAUUGUAUGGGUAAUGUCAGGGAUUGCCCACAAUAACCCCCAAAAUGCAGGUGACAACUGUGCACUCACAGUGAUAUCUAACACACAGGCUGGUCCUCAUCUGUUAGAUCCCUCGCCCAACAGAAGCACAGAAUAGCUGCUCUGAAUAACUGACUACUGCUCCAACCAAUCAGCUGGUUGAACUGGUACAGCAGUCGAGUGCACCGUAUCCCAAUAGGCACAUAGUGAAUUAGCUUUAGAUCAGAAAAUCCAGUUUGUAAAAGUAGGUUUUAUUGGGGAAAAACAGCACUUGUUACCUCUUUGUUUUCUUGUUUUAAAAACCUCUUCUUUUUAACUGGACAGUCAUUCUCUUUUGUUUGAUCUAUAGCCUUCUAUAAAGACGUGAAUUUAUCUUAAAUGUAGAUCAGGGUUUGGGACGGGGGUGGACGAUAUGUUGAUACCAAUAUCACAAUACAUUGUCGUGAAACACUUUUCUUGAAAGUAUCUAAUUGUGUUACUACUCACAGUAGCAAGUAGUGUAUUGGAUAUUAAUAUUAUUUUUUCCCCUACUUUUUCUUCCUAAAAACUUUGCUGUUGAAUAGCAAAUAUUUGAGGUUUUUUUUUUAAUUUAGUUGACCUACUAAUUUGUUGACAGCAUUAGUGAAACAAUCGUGCAUUGUAAGAAUGCCUUCAAAUAUUGUGACGUUUUUUGACAUAUUGCCCACCCUUAUUUUGUGAACUUUAUUUUUUACCUUUUAUUGUCUUAAAUAUGGUACUUUUUCACCCAUUAAUCCUUAAUAAUAAUUUUGUGAUUAGUUUAUCACUAAUGCAGUGCACUCGAAGCUGUUGACCACAAAAAUUACUUGAUCUUAACACAUUUAGGGUUUUUCACUAAACAGCGCUGAUAUUUAUUCAGAUAUGCAAAGAAGCUGAACCAGGGUUAUUUAUUCUAAUCCUGUGUGCCUUUUUGAAAUUGUGGCCUUGCUAUUCAGUGGAUGUUUUUUUUCUUUCUCUCAGGCUGUAACAUGCCGGCACUGCCUCCUACAUCAGUGGCUAAACUCAACAUAAUUCCAAAGCUAUGUGUGGUCAUGUGUAGAGUUGUGUUAUGUGUAAGCUAUGAGGUGGUCAGCUGGGCUCCUGUACAUCUAAAGGGCUCUGAUGAACUCCUGUGGCUACUAUUCUCAUUGCUGCGGGGCCUGACUCUGAGCCGCUAUGCAAGACAUGAUGCUUCUGAUUUGUUUCCUUGUGAAUUAAAAAUGGGUUGACACUUCAA
Messenger RNA from Pangasianodon hypophthalmus (striped catfish), 5133 nucleotides. It is a transcript of the gene mtmr10, whose product is annotated as myotubularin related protein 10. NCBI's taxonomy places the organism in Eukaryota, Metazoa, Chordata, Actinopteri, Siluriformes, Pangasiidae. Bases 763 to 3069 code for a protein of 768 amino acids. The record is from RefSeq and is a predicted model, not a curated record. The transcript is spliced from 16 exons.